Pochonia chlamydosporia 170 is the source of this 7773-nucleotide messenger RNA. RefSeq names its product Beige/BEACH domain-containing protein. Bases 1 to 7773 code for a protein of 2590 amino acids. The transcript has 7 exons. The record is from RefSeq and is a predicted model, not a curated record. Gene Ontology annotation, molecular function: protein binding. Lineage: Eukaryota; Fungi; Ascomycota; Sordariomycetes; Hypocreales; Clavicipitaceae.
AUGUCGUCCCAACCCCGACGUUAUCGGUCAUCGACCGCGGCAUCGGCUCCCACGACGUCAAAAUCUUUCGAAGUCUUGCGCAACCUCCUCGAUAGCUUUUCUAGUGCCGCCUCCUCGUACGCCGAGAACGGCUAUCCCGAUAUAAAUAGACUUGUCAAACCUUUGAGAGACAUAAACCAGCAUGUGUCCGCGUCAAAAUCGCCAGCUCUGCAAGAUGACUUUCGACAUGCCCGUGGUUUCGACGUCCUGCUCGAUGUUUUGCGCGCAUUUUCAGGCUUUUACGAUCCUCAGAAACGAAGCGAGCAAGAAAUGAUGUUGUUGUUUAGACUUUUGGGCGCUAUUCUCAAGGUACUUUCUUCGGCGUUGCGCAAUCAUUCUGGCAAUAGAAGGUUCUUUCGAUAUCGUGUUGCUGGCGGUGGAUGGGAGGCUCUUGAGCAAGCUAUUGCCAGUAUUGGCUUGGGAGGUGCUGAACCAGACCCAUGGGUUAGCUGCCAUAUCUUUGGAAAACUCCUCGCAUUUGCCCUUGAUGACGAAGCAUUGGAUCUACUUUGCCAGUCCAUUGCAAAGGCAUUACGCCCCGAUGCGGAAACGACACCACCAGACACCUCCGCCAAGGAUGAAGACCAAGAAAAGCUUCCGUCCGAGGAUGGUGAUGAGCAGUGGGACCUGGUUCUGGCUCGGUCGGUUGAGAAUAUUGGUCCUAGUGUACGAGAAAUCGUCAAACCUACGUCCGUAAUACGGUACCCUGAAAUCCUUCGAGCAGUUGUCAGCUUUUGGAUGGCUAUCCCUCGGUCGACAAACUCACCCGCCACACCGAGCUCUGUUUUUGUUCUCGAAACAAUCCUGUGUGCCAUUUCGGACUCAAUAUACAACCGAGCUGCAGUUCACUCAACUGGUGUCUUGUCACAAUUUCUCCAUGCAUCCUUUGGCGAAGGCGUGUGUCUGGCUCCUCCAGAGCGUGAACGACUGUUAGCUAUUUGCAAAUUGCUCAUGUUUCUCGGAGUCAACCAGCCUGCAGAUACACAGUUUCUGCUUUCUGCUCCUGGGUCCGCAGCUGCCGACUUUUGUCUGGAAAUGAUGUCUAAGUAUGCUGGCCCACCAUUCUUUCAAUUCGAUCUCUCUUUGCAUGGCCACUCAUCUCUUGAAUUAUCUACUCUUGGCCGGCCAUUUCCUCCCCAAUCGACAGCUGGCUACACUUUUACUGCCUGGAUACGCGUUGAAAAUUUUGAUCCGACAGCUCACACCACAUUAUUUGGUGUUUUUGACACAUCUCAGACAUGCUUUGUGCUCAUGUACCUUGAGCGUGACACCCACAACUUCAUUUUACAGACGUCAGUGUACUCAAACAAGCCCAGUGUGAGGUUCAAAUCUGUAUCCUUCUGUGAAAAGAGGUGGUACCAUAUCGCAAUUGUGCAUCGACGGCCGAAAACCAUGACGACGAGCAAGGCAUCCUUGUACGUCAAUGGAGAAUUCACAGAACAAAUUCGCUGCAACUAUCCUCUGACGCCACCUCUCUCCAAUGAUAAUAAUGAAAGCUUCGCAUCCUUCAACUCGAAUCACAACAAGACAAACCCAGUUCAAGCAUUUUUGGGAACUCCGCUGGAGUUAUCUGGCAAGGCCGGCCCAGGACGCGUACUUUCGAGAUGGUCGCUGGCGUCGGCACACCUGUUCGAAGAUGUUCUCAGUGAUGAUUACUUGGCUGUGCAUUAUGGACUGGGUCCAAGAUACCAAGGCAAUUACCAAGACAGCCUGGGCGGCUUCCAAACUUACGAAACGUCUGCUACGCUCGGCCUUCGCAAUGAAAUCACCCAUCCUGGGAAAGACGAAAACUCAGACAUUUUGCGCGCAGUUCGAGAUAAGGCUAGUACACUUCUUCCAGAGUCCAAAGUCAUGUUGAGCAUUCUCCCUUCCGCCACGUUCCCGGAAAACGUCCAGUAUCUGGAUACUGGCCUGCUGCGAUCUUUGCCACGCAUCUCAACGAGGAAUUUGUUCCGUAUAUCGAGUCAAGAAGGCGCGCCAUUGGCAAUUAAUUGCGCGGUGCCCAGCCUCCCAGACGCAUUGUUUAGGGCACAAGGCAUGGCGUCGUUCCGUGGGACUCCAAUUGUUGCUGUCCCAUCGUAUCUCGACGAGAAUCUCUGGAGGCUUGCUGGGUUUACUCCGCUGGCACUAAAAUUAUUAGAACGGGCGACCACGGUUGAUGAGACUGUCAGAGCUAUUGAGAUCAUGUUUCACUGUAUCCGCAAGAGUUGGCGGAACAGUGAAGCUAUGGAACGAGACAAUGGCUACGGUAUUCUUGGCAUGCUUCUGCGGUUCAAAAUCGGCUAUGGCACGCAAAUAGCAGGGGAACCUGCCGCAUCUCGAUUGUUAAUCUCGAAUGAGGACCGCGAUAGCCUGCUGUUUCGUAUUCUGAGCCUUGUCCUCGGCUUUGUGGGCUACAAUCAUGCGGAACCCAUUGAUUCUUUUAUUGUUAACCCAUUAGCGUACCGAAUCUUGCUCAUUGACCUCGAUAUUUGGAGGAAAUCAGCACCUCGUAUCCAAGAGCUCUACUAUAAACAAUUCCUGACAUUUGCGGUAAAUAGCAAGCAUCACGAAUUCAACAGUCGGCGCUUGACACGAAUGCGAAUUGUAAAGCGACUGCUAGACGCCAUGAAAGGCGAGGCGGUUUCUGAGGAUGUCGUGACUCACUUCAUGCUGGCCUUUGAUAUACUAGUCAAAUCGAAUCUAAGCCAGGAAGUUAUGCGAUCACUCUCCUUGUUCAUUACAUAUGCUUUCCACACUCCACCGGCAUCAAAUCCUCGCACUCCCAAAGCUUCAGCUUCCAUUUCCCGACCAACAACGCCAGGCGCUCUGAAGAAGAGCUUUGUGGACCCUUUGAGGGUGGCAACACCACUUGCUGGUACCAAAUUCCUGACUAGGCGACAGCUUGGUACACGGGUAUUGGCUAUGUACUCCCGCAUUCUAUGCGAAAAGGGAAACAUGAACCAUAUUAAGAAGUUUGCAAGAACUGUAACAAAUAAGUGGCUACUGUACCUCCUCGCCGACGAUGAUGCCGAAGUCGUCAUACAUGGCUGUAGAAUUUUGGCCAGACUUUUGGUUUCCCAUGGGUCCAGCUACACGUCAAAAUUUGCUGGGAAAUCUGGUGGAUUCAUAAUCAUGGCCAAUAAAUUGAAGCGAUUCUGGGCCAACCCCAAGUUAUGGCCAAUCUGCUUCAGCAUUUUAUUUGGCUAUGACGCUGCCAACAUCAGUAUGGAUCAAGGCAUUGACAAAACUUCGCUCCUUAAUCUUUUCUCGAAGCGAAAAGUAGCGUAUCCAGAGUCCCUUGUGAUUGUAACGUCAAUGCUUCAGCAUGGUCUGAAGGAUGUGAUGAAGCAGCAAGAUGAUGGUGAUUCACGGAAAAAGGAUAACGGUACCAAUGAAGCAGGAAGCCGAGUAUCAGACCCUUCAAUAGCAAUGGACUGCAAAGUUACCAACUUGGAUGAAACUGACAGCCCAAUGGCGGAACCACAAGUUUUGCUUGGGGUGCUGCAGUUUCUUCAGGAGCUACAUGAACGAUCCCCUGACUUUCGAGACUUUGCAAUCUCUUCCGACUGGAUGCGGAUGCUGCUCAAUGCGGUGUACCCGUGCAUCGUAAGCACCGAUGCGGUCACGCCAGAAGUUGAGCUAAACUCGCGAGAUUCGGCUCUCACGUUUGACGGCAGCGAUGUUAUCAUUUGCCCUAUGGGGCGAGGAUCUGCUCCGGCACCAAUCGUCAGAACCAGUAGUGUCGAUGUGUUGCCAUCGCCACAGUCGACUCCUCCCAAAGGUACACCACUGCGCCGCGCCUCAUCCUUUGUGCUGCUCACGGCUCAGCAAGCAAACCAAAGCCGCCAGCAAGAUUUGGAACGGCAUUCACAGCGACCAAAUGAAACGGCUGACGCUAACUCAGGCGUUCCUGCCCUAGAAGGGAUGCUGGAGCUUGUUCUCCAGGUGUUCUUGGACCAAGUCUGGAACAGAAAGGACUUUUCCGGAUUCGCCCUGUUCACAAAGGUUCCGCCGGGCUUCCAAGAGCAUCAGGCAUAUUUUGAAUCCUAUCUUUUGAAGAAGAUCUUGGGAAAAGCCAUGGACAGAAUACAUCUCAACCAAAAAUCACUGUGCGAGCCUCGUCUCUUAACCAAUAUCUCACGACUUUGCGCCCAAAUGUCGGAGGCAAUUUUUGAAGGCUGGUUCAUUGACGGGGCAGAGGUCAUGAUUGACUUCAUUGGCUCGAACCUCGAAUACUUACAACGGCCAGACGUUGCGAACCUCAAGAGCGUUCGCUUAUGUAGCCAGGCAGUGUCUACCAUCCGAAGCUGCCUGCUCAGAAUCAUUCUGCUGAAGCUGUCGGACUUGGAAAACGCUCGGGUCACUGAAAAAGAGGCCAAAGACUUUAUGAAUAAGCUGGGAUAUUGGCAAAUGUCUAUCCUUGAGUGUUUUGGUCAUGAUGACGAAUAUUUCAGAUUAUUUUGGUACCAGCUGUACAUGAAACUCAUUGAUGGCAAGACAGCCAUCAGAAUUGCAGCGGCCAACUUUCUCAGGAUUGUCAUGGUACAAAAGCCAUCAGAGUCGACGGCUCUUAUUCGAUCAUGCAUGACUCCGGACCAACGACAACUCUCGCAAGAUUUCCAGAAGCUCACAGAAGUGGAUGAUGAGACUUUUGUCCUCUGGGUGGACAAACACCGACCGUCACUCGACAAACUAUUCUUUGGGAACAUUGCUAAAACUUGGGAAGACUUUGUCAGUGUUGAGAAUCAACGAACUGGCGAUAGCGCCAGGGGUAGGCUUGCUAAGCGUAAGGAAAAACUGAAGUCUUGGCAUUCUGAAGGUGUUAACGCGGGAAAAACAAUUCUCAAUCACGAUAUUGGCAACACUGCCUGGAUGAAGAGCAUAUUUAAUUCCGAGUACUAUAAGUACCAAAGACUCCUGCAGGACCAGCAAGAUGACAUGGCCUAUUUAGGAGCUGCCUAUCGCAGGAUGGAGAAAGAUUUGAGACGUCCGGGUGCUGUCUUUAGCGAGCCUACCAUUUUGAAGUGGAAGCUUGAUAGAACUGAAGGCCGAAACCGAAUGAGGUUACGACUUCUGCCAGACUCCUCCGGGAUUGAUGAGAAGUAUCAAUCCAAGGGCAAAGCGAUGGAAGCCGCCUCUGUCCCCCUUCGUGUGAACACAACUGUUAACACCGCGGUGUCGGCCAAUACUACACCGAGCCGCACGUCGUCGUCUGCGAAUCUUACUAGUGGGAAUGACGACGUGGCACCUGUGGAAUCUGACUCUGCAUCAGGCAAGCAAGACCAAGGGUUGAUGACGGAGGACGAUUUUGAGCUCGUGGACGAUCCCAACGAACCAAUUGACGGAGAAGAUACAUUUGAAGACAAGAAUCGAAAGGUCAUGCGACGUCUAGAGCAUGGAGAUCAAGUUCAGGCGGCUUACAAUAUGUCUCGAAUCACCGGGUUGGAAGCUUGUGAAGGCAUUCUUAUCGUUGGUAAAGAUGCCUUGUACAUGAUGGACAAUGUCUUUCAGUGUGCCAGCGGAGACAUUGUCAAUGUUUGGCAAGCACCCCCAGAGGAGCGAGACCCCUUCACCAUGGUGGUUACCGGAACAAAGACACUUGAGAAACGCCAAAAUGCUGGCAUGCGUGAUCAAGAUUCACGUCAUUGGAAGUGGCAAGAUGUCAUCAGUUUCUCCAAGCGCCGCUUUCUAUUCCGAGAUGUUGCUAUUGAGAUAUUUUUCACUGACGGACGAAGUUAUCUGCUUACCAUGCUAAACUCUGGUGUUCGAGAUACAGUGUAUGGCAAGCUUCUUAACAAGGCGCCCCACACAAGCACGACUAAUGCUCUGCCAAAUCCUGAAGACGCUUGGAGGCUCGAAGGACUCAAGACUUUUGAUGAAUCUCCUCAGGGUUUUGGCGCAGGAUUAGGAUCGAGAAUCGGUACGCUCUUCAACUCUGCGCCAUCAAACCCGAUUGUGAAGCGCUGGCAGAGAGGAGAGGUUUCAAACUUUCAUUAUCUCAUGAUGGUGAAUACCAUGGCAGGUAGAACUUUCAACGACCUGACUCAAUAUCCGGUAUUUCCAUGGAUUCUCGCGGAUUAUACAAGCGAGGACCUCGAUCUCGAGGAUCCGGCAACAUUCCGCGACCUAUCCAAGCCCAUGGGUGCCCAGACUCAAGCCCGAGUUCCAGGAUUUGCCGAGACGUAUAGCGCUUUAAAGGAGAUUGGCCAGACCCCCUUCCACUAUGGUACACAUUAUUCAUCAGCCAUGAUAGUCAGCUCAUACCUGAUUCGAUUGCCGCCUUUUGUACAGUCCUAUCUCCUUGUUCAAGGAGACAGUUUUGACCACGCAGAUCGACUGUUCCAGUCCAUAGGCGACGCGUGGACCUCCGCAUCGUCAAAAAACAAAACUGAUGUCAGAGAGCUGAUUCCCGAAUUCUUCUGCCUACCUGAAUUCCUGACUAACAUUAAUGGCUACGAUUUCGGCCGAAAGCAAAGCACAGGGGCCAGAGUGGAUCAUGUCAAGCUCCCACCGUGGGCAAAGGGAGAUCCCAAGAUAUUCAUUGCAAAGCACCGAGAAGCGUUAGAGAGUCCAUAUGUGAGCGAAAACUUGCACCACUGGAUCGAUCUCGUCUUCGGGUGUAAACAAAGAGGAGAAGCCGCUGUGGAAAAUCUCAACGUGUUCCAUCACCUCUCCUACGGUGGCGCGAGUGACUUGGAUCGCAUUACUGACGCCAAUGAAAGAGCCAUCACAGCAGGUGUCAUUCACAAUUUCGGACAAACACCGCACCAAGUGUUUAACAAACCGCAUCCUGCGCGGGAGUAUACGCAAUGCCCAAUCAGACGGCUGGACACAUCCAUUUUCUCGUUGACGUGUCUUCCUCGGCCAUUGCUAGAGAGCCAUGAACGAGUUGCGUCUCUGAUAUAUGCCCCAAAACUCGAUCGGCUAUUAUGCGCGUCAGCGUUCCGUUUGAACUUUGCACCCUACGACAAGUUUCUGGAAUGGGGUUAUGCAGAUAGUAGUAUCCGGUUCUUUUUCAGCGACAACCGCAAGCCCGCGGGACUAUUCGAGAAUCUCCAUACCGGACAGAUUUCUUGCGCCUGCUUUGCAGACUCCAAGACUUUAAUCACUGCGGGCGAGGACUGCGUCGUGUCUGUCUACACGGUACACACAGCUCCAGGCAAACCCGUGGAACUUGUUCCGCGGUCCAGCGUGUUUGGGCACAAGACCCUGGUCACUGCUAUCGCUGUCAGCAAAGCCUUUAGUACAUUUGUUACGGCAUCUGCGGACGGACAAGCUUUCUUAUGGGACCUCAACCAACUCACAUUUAUCCGAAAACUCCCUCUUGUGCGGCUUGUGGAGUGCGCCGCCAUGAACAAUGUAUCUGGAGAAGUUUUGUUAUGCUCGGGACCGAACAUCCUCCUGUACACCCUGAAUGGUACACUCAUUCUGGACCAAAACGUUUGCACAGAGCAAGAUGACUAUGUGCAAUCUUGUGCAUUUUACGAAGGUGCCGGAAACGAGUGGCUUGAGAAUUGCUUAAUUUUUACUGGGCACAGUAGAGGUCGAGUCAAUGUUUGGAGGAAAUGUGUUCUAGGAGGUAAAUGGACUCUCGAGCUGCUCAGACGGUUGGACCAUGUCGACUUCAAGAGCGAUACACAGGACAAUACAGAUGCUGGGAUAACCUGUAUUGCUCCUAUGCCCACUUGUUUGUACACUGGAGAUGAAGAUGGUAGAGUGUUUGAAUGGAACUUUGGCCGGGGAGACAGAUAG